Cavenderia fasciculata is the source of this 1332-nucleotide messenger RNA. RefSeq lists its product as uncharacterized. Bases 1 to 1332 code for a protein of 443 amino acids. Gene Ontology annotation, biological process: regulation of transcription by RNA polymerase II. The transcript is spliced from 5 exons. Gene Ontology annotation, cellular component: nucleus. Gene Ontology annotation, molecular function: protein dimerization activity. The record is from RefSeq and is a predicted model, not a curated record. NCBI's taxonomy places the organism in Eukaryota, Evosea, Eumycetozoa, Acytosteliales, Cavenderiaceae.
AUGAGAAAGCAGAACGCUCUCAAGUACACUCCACCAUCAUACGAUGAUAUUACAAAGAAUCAUAUACCAAGAUUGGCAAAAGAUGUUAGACUCAAAAUAGAUGGUCUCAUUGCAAGAUGUGAUUCUCUGUCUUUGACAAUGGACACAUGGGCCAACAACCAAUCAAUCAAAUAUCUUGGUAUAACAUCUCAUUUUAUUACCAAAUAUGAAUUUACUAUUGAAUCGGUACUUCUUGGGACUUAUCUUGCUGAAACUUUAAUAGAUUCCCCUAUUCAAUUGGCAAGUGUUAUCACUGAAUGUCUAAAAGAAUACAAUAUUGUAAAUGAUAGAGUUGAUGCUGUAGUUAUUGAAAAUAAAAUCAGUCUCGUUAAAGGUAUUCAAAUUGCAGGGUUAAAUCCUAUCAGUUGCGCAGUACAUACCAUUCAAUCAUCUAUUAAAAGUUUGGUUGUAAAGAUUAAAUCUGAUAGAACAUUGACAAAGAAACUCAAAACAAUUAUAUUCAGGACAGGUGAACAACCUAUACCACGACCACCAUCAAAUGACACCACAACUACAACUACAACAAAUACUAUAGAUACUAAUAUGGAUACUAUAGAUGCUGAUAUGGAUACUACUAAAAAUACUACUACUAUGGAUCCUAGAGAAGCAAAACAGUUAAUGGAAGAAAAGAUAUUUGGAACAAGGAUAGGAUUUGGAUUGAAAUAUUAUUCUUCAACUCGUUGGACAAGUUUAUUUAAAAUGGUCGAAAGAUUAUAUACUCUUUAUUCACUUGGAUCUAUUCAAUCAUUAAAAGAUUCUUCUGUUGUUUCAUCAGAUAUUCAAAUCAAGAUUAUUAGUGAUUAUAUUUCAUUGAUGAAACCUUUAGCAGAAGUUUCUAUAAUGUUAAAUGAUAAAGAAAAUAUAACCAUUUCAAAGAUUAUUCCAAUAUUUAAGGCCAUUACUUUUCAUAUUGAAUCGGUUGUGCCAGGGACAGAUUUAGGAAAGAAAUUGAAAACAAAAUUGGUUGAAAGUUUGAAAAAGAGAAUUGAACAAUUGCUUAUAAACCCUCUUUAUAAUAUAUCAAUGUUGAUAGAAUCAGAAUAUGCUUCACAUCGAGUAUCAUCACAAGUUGACAUUUUAAAUUAUUGGAAACUACGUGCCGAUACAUAUCCUUGGGACCCACUCCCAAUCAUAGCAAGAAGAAUACUAAGUACUCCAGCAUCUUCAUUUUCAAAACAAUCCCUAUCAAAUCAACCUCCACCAACCACCUUAUCAAAUUUAAAUUUUAUAAACAACAAAAUAUUAUCUACAAUUAAUCAAUCACUAUCUCAUUCACUCAAUCUAAAUAAUUAA